AUGGAGCUAUUUCGUGUUCCAGAUAAGAAGAAAAUGACGAGAAAUGCAGAAAGAGGUCUAAAUGUGAACGAAGAGUACUUUGGAGCAUUAAGAACAAAAUCUUAUGGUGAUUUCUUUACAAAAGCUCAAUUACUAGUAAAUGAACCAUCCUCUCCUAAUUCUCAAUUAUAUCACAAUACAUUCUCAGAAAUUCUCCUUGAGCCAGGCCAAGACAAAGUAACAUCCAUUCUUGAAUCAGCUAUUUUUCCAGCCAAAAAAUAUGAUCUCAAAUCCCUUCUUUCAAAUUACUUCAAUCUAAGUGCAGAAGCAUCAAAAUUCUGCAGCCACAUUCUGAAAAGCAUUAACCAAGUCCAAUCUGACUAUGGUUUUGUCGAACAAGUCCUUGACUCGAUCGAUAAUUGUUCCGAUAUUGACCAAUUUGGUUACCUAGUCCUCGAGCUUCGAUCUUUUAUCAUCCACAACAACCCCUUCUCCAACAUCAAAAAACAAGAUUUCACACGAAUUAACGAUGAAUAUUCGUCGGUGUUGCAACGUUUGAAGUACAAGAAGAAAAGGGUUGCUAGGAAAAUCAAAUUGAUUAAAUGUGUCAAUAAGACUUCCGGGGUAUGUGUAACAGCAGCUUGUGGACUAGUUGCUGUGGCAGCUUUAGUACUAGCAGCACAUACUCUUGCUGCAAUCGUCAUCGGGCCAGCGAUUUUAAGCGUACCUAUAAAGCCAUUAAGGAAAAAAAUUAUGAGUUUUCAAUUCUUGAAAUGUGGAUUUUUAACGAAAGUUGGAGAUCAACUUGAUGUUGCAGCAAAAGGUACGUAUAUUUUGAACAGGGAUUUUGACACGAUGAGUAGGCUCGUGGCCCGACUUCAUGAUGAAAUUGACCAUAACAAGGCAAUGAUUCAAUUGUGUUUGGAUAAAAGGGAAGAUAGGUUUUCAUUGGAAGUGUUGAAGGAGUUGAAGAAGAGUAACAUUGGGUUCAAGAAACAAGUUGAGGAGCUUGAAGAACAUGUUUAUUUAUGUCUUUUGACGAUUAAUCGUGCUAGAGCUUUGGUAAUUACGGAAAUUGCAAAAUCAUGUGGGAAUAAAAGUCAAGGUAGUAGCCAGUAA
Messenger RNA from Lycium ferocissimum, 1098 nucleotides. Its product is annotated as UPF0496 protein At1g20180-like. The coding region runs from base 1 to 1098 and encodes 365 amino acids. The record is from RefSeq and is a predicted model, not a curated record. Lineage: Eukaryota; Viridiplantae; Streptophyta; Magnoliopsida; Solanales; Solanaceae. The transcript has a single exon.